AUGGAUAAGUCUAGAAAAUAUAAGAGUGGAGCUGAAAAGCGCAAAUUAAAAAAAAAUAAAGACGAACGCGAACUGCUUUCUAAAAUACCGAAACUAACAAGCCACUUCGCUAAUGCGACGACAACUGUAAACGAAGCAAAUUGUGACAAUCCUGAGUUUUGUGAAUCUACUUCUGAUACUUUUUCAAUUCCAUCAACGUCAAGAGAGGUUAAUUUCCACCAUGUUGACAGCACGAUCGAAGGUGUACAAAAUCCGGACGAUGUCGAAAGUUCGGUGAAUGUAUCAAAAAUUUAUGAAAAUUCCACCAAUGUGUUUUCAAAUGACCCUGGUUUGUGGCCUAUUCAAUUCAAUCAAUCAAUCGUUCAAACUUAUUGGAUUAAGAAGGGUAUGCUAUCGUUGGUAUUUCAAUAUAAGAGUAAAAAAAUUAACACAGAAUACUCUUAUUUAGGUCCCUCGUCGUGUCGCAAUAUUGAUUUGAUCGCAAAGAAAUCUGGACAAAGAAACUUUUCUGAAUAUCAUUUGCAUCGGGUUUUACCAAAUGGAACACAGACCGAACGUGAUUGGCUGAUCUAUUCGCCGUCAGUCGAUUCAGUAUUUUGUUUUGCUUGUCGCUUGUUCGGUAAUUUAGACGAAAAUGCAAGUUCAUUUGCUCUAAAAGGUUUCAAUGACUGGAAACUAUCAAAGCGUGGUAUUUCAAUUCAUGAACAAUCUCAUGAUCACAUGUCCAACAAUGUCAAAUACAAAAUGCGACUAAAAACCGAUUCUUCUAUAGAAAAAACAUUCGAAAAUUCACUUGUCAAUGACAUGACUUAUUGGAGGAAGGUUUUGAGUCGUGUUGUAGAGGUUAUCAAAUUCCUAAGCUCAAGGGGUCUUGCGUUACGUGGUCACGAUGAAAUUCUUGGGUCCAAACAUAAUGGAAACUUUCUUGGAUGUUUGGAGCUGUUAAGCAAAUUCGAUCCAUUUUUGGCAGAACAUAUCACACGUUUUGGCAAUAGAGGAAAAG
Rhagoletis pomonella (apple maggot) is the source of this 1003-nucleotide messenger RNA. Its product is annotated as zinc finger MYM-type protein 5-like. The record is from RefSeq and is a predicted model, not a curated record. Lineage: Eukaryota; Metazoa; Arthropoda; Insecta; Diptera; Tephritidae. The transcript has a single exon. The annotation marks the transcript as partial.